AUGGACAGACUUAGAAGUGCCUUUGACAAGGGCAAAGAAAAGCACCAUGUUGUCGAGGAAAAGGUGGGAGAUUCUGAUGAUAUCCCCCUUUCACCAGGCCAGUCCAUCAAGCUCACCACGGUUAGGUCGCAGGAAUUCGACCCUAUGGACUCGAAACUUGAAAAUACCAUUCUUGAAGACGUCUAUGCGGCGCCCAUAGUCGAAGACGACUCGCCAUACCCCGAGGUCAGAGCAGCGGUACCCUCGACCGACGACCCUUCUGUUCCGCAAAAUACUAUCCGGAUGUGGGUUAUCGGCAUGAUUUUAACCACCAUUGGUUGUGGAUUAAACUUGUUAUUUUCGCUCCACAGUCCUCAGGCCCAACUUUCAACCUAUGUCACCUCCAUCUUGGCCUGGCCCAUCGGCACGGCAUGGGCUCGGUUUCUUCCCAACAUCAAGAUUUUUGGCCUCGAGUUGAACCCCGGUCCAUUCAAUCUUAAGGAACAUGCUCUUAUCACCAUCAUGGGUAACGUCUCGUUUGGUGCUAGUGGUGCUGCCUACGCUACCGACAUUUUGCUUGCUCAGAAUGUUUACUACAAGCAAGACUUUGGCUGGGGUUUUGAUCUUGUGGCUAUCUGGAGUACCCAGUGUAUUGGCUUUGCUCUUGCCGGAAUCAUGAGAAAAAUCUUGAUUUACCCUUCUUCCAUGAUUUACCCUCAGCAGUUGAUCACCGCUACGUUUUUGACCAACAUGCACAUCAACAAGAACGUUCCCGCCAACGGGUGGAAAAUCAGUAGAAUGGCUUUCUUUGCUGUGAUUUUCACCUCCAGUUUCUGCUGGUACUUUUUCCCCGGUUUCAUUUUCCAGGCGCUAUCGUACUUUGCCUGGAUCACCUGGAUCAAACCAAAGAACGUCAUCGUCAACCAGAUCUUUGGUGCUCAAACUGGUUUGGGAUUGUUCCCGAACUGCUUCAGUUUGGACUGGAACCAAAUUGCUGCCUAUAUUGGAUCACCUUUAAUUCCUCCAGCUCCAGUCAUUUUCACCAUUGCCAUUUCUAUCGUUCUCAUCUUCUGGAUUAUAGUGCCUGCUAUCCACUACUCCAACACCUGGUACGCCCAGUACUUGCCCAUUUCCAGUUCUGGGUCGUUUGACAAUACUCAACAAUCAUACAAUGUGCUGAGAAUCGUCUCCAAGGAUUUGGGUUUCAACAAGAAAGCUUACGAAGCUUACUCUCCAUUGUUCCUUUCCACCACAUUUGCUAUCAGUUACGGCUUGUCGUUUGCAUCGAUGACAUCCACCAUUGUUCACACCAUCUUGUUCCACGGCAAAGAUAUCAUUAACCAAAUCAAGAUGAAAGAUAAGCCCGAUGUUCAUACUCGUCUCAUGAAACAAAAUUACAAAGAUGUUCCAACCUGGUGGUUUGGCGCUGUUUUCUUGGUGUUCUUUGGGUUGUCCAUCGCUACUGUUCGUGCUUGGGACACCCAAAUGCCAGUAUGGUGUUUGAUAAUUGCCUUGCUUAUUGCCAUUGUUUUCUUGAUUCCCGUGGGUGUAAUUUAUGCCAUCACCAACAUCGCCGUGGGGUUGAACGUGGUGACGGAAUUUAUCAUCGGUUACAUGCUUCCUGGUAAACCAUUGGCCAUGAUGUUCUUCAAGACGUUUGGCUACAUCACCAACAACCAAGCCGUCACAUUUGUCUCCGACAUGAAGUUGGGCCACUAUAUGAAAAUCAGCCCUCGUCUUUUGUUCUCUGCUCAAUUCAUCGCUACCAUCUGGGGUUCAUUGGUGCAAAUUGCAGUGUUGAGAUGGGCUUAUGGUUCCAUCGAAGACUUGUGUUCGCCAACUCAAAAGGACCAUUACACUUGUCCUAAUGGUGGAGUGUUCUUCACCGCCAGUAUUAUUUGGGGAGUCAUUGGCCCUCAGCGUCAAUUUUCUCAAGGCCAAAUUUACUACGGCUUAUUGUUCUUCUUCCUUAUUGGUGCCAUUCUUCCCGUCAUCAACUGGUUGAUUUUGAAAAAAUGGCCCAAUAGUUUGGUUAAGCACGUCAAUUGGCCCGUUUUCUUCUCGGCUACAGGUUACAUUCCUCCUGCUACCGCAUACAAUUACGCCUCGUACUGUGUGGUCGGGCUCACCUUCAACUACUUUAUCAAGAAAAGAUGGUUUCACUGGUGGAGUAAGUAUAAUUACUCAUUGUCCGCUGGAUUGGACAUUGGGUUGGCAUGGGCACUUUUGAUGGUGUUUUUGUGCUUGUAUUUGACCAAUGCUCAGUUCCCUAGCUGGUGGGGAAAUAGUGUGGUGGCUGGAACUUUGGACUCGAAUAACUUGGCUAUCAGAACCAUGCUUAAGCCAGGUGAGACCUUUGGUCCAUCGCUGUGGUAG
Messenger RNA from Meyerozyma guilliermondii ATCC 6260, 2355 nucleotides. RefSeq names its product oligopeptide transporter (gene OPT1). The transcript has a single exon. Gene Ontology annotation, molecular function: oligopeptide transmembrane transporter activity. The record is from RefSeq and is a predicted model, not a curated record. The coding region runs from base 1 to 2355 and encodes 784 amino acids. NCBI's taxonomy places the organism in Eukaryota, Fungi, Ascomycota, Pichiomycetes, Serinales, Debaryomycetaceae. Gene Ontology annotation, biological process: transmembrane transport.